GAUCCGUACAAAAUAUUGGGUGUACCGCGCGAUGCGGACGUCCGAGAAAUCAAACUGGCGUAUCGGAAAAAGGCGCUCCAGCAUCAUCCCGACAAGCAAAAGACGGACGAGGAGCGUGCACAAGCCACCGUGUUGUUUUCGAAAAUCAGCAACGCCUAUGAGCUCCUGUCUGAUGAGCAACAACGCAACGCGUACGAC
This is a messenger RNA of Phaeodactylum tricornutum CCAP 1055/1, 198 nucleotides long. RefSeq lists its product with no specific name. The record is from RefSeq and is a predicted model, not a curated record. The transcript has a single exon. Lineage: Eukaryota; Bacillariophyta; Bacillariophyceae; Surirellales; Neidiaceae. The annotation marks the transcript as partial.